Knipowitschia caucasica is the source of this 258-nucleotide messenger RNA. NCBI's taxonomy places the organism in Eukaryota, Metazoa, Chordata, Actinopteri, Gobiiformes, Gobiidae. The record is from the annotation of a GenBank genome assembly.
AUGGCUCCGAGGCACUCCUGGGUCCCGCCUCCGCCCGAACCCCGAGGCGUCGGAGCUGGGCAGAAGCUGGAGACAGGUGUUGGCCUUGGUCCUAAAGGCCUCGGGCUGCAGCCUCCUCUCCAGCAGAAGUCCCCCGUCCUGGGACACAUCCUGGGCAGUGCUGCAGGCUCCAUCACUGAGUCUGACCCACUUUUGGAGGGUUCCUCUGCAGUCCCAGGUCGCUCCUCCAUCACACACCAGCUCCAUAAUCCGCCGUAA